This is a messenger RNA of Saccharomyces mikatae IFO 1815, 3414 nucleotides long. RefSeq names its product chitin synthase I (gene CHS1). The transcript has a single exon. The record is from RefSeq and is a predicted model, not a curated record. Gene Ontology annotation, cellular component: cell septum; cell periphery. NCBI's taxonomy places the organism in Eukaryota, Fungi, Ascomycota, Saccharomycetes, Saccharomycetales, Saccharomycetaceae. Gene Ontology annotation, molecular function: chitin synthase activity. The coding region runs from base 1 to 3414 and encodes 1137 amino acids.
AUGAAUAAUCAAAAUAAUCGAUUUACAAAUGAAUAUCAAUCAAACCAAGAAGAUGAGCCUUCCUACGAACUGCAAAAUACCCACAGCGGGCAGUUUCACUCCUCGAAUGAAGAACUAAUAAACAGGAACCAAAGAUAUACAAAUCAAAAUACCAGCAUGGGUUCAUUCACCCCAGUCCAAUCUCUGCAAUUUCCGGAACAAUCUCAGAUAACUAAUAUUUCGUACAAUAACGUUGAUAACAAUGAUUAUAAUAAUAGUAACAGUAAUAAUAACAAUAAUGGCGAACAAGAUUUAUAUGGGGGUUUUGUUAACCAUUAUCGCCAACGUCCUCCACCAGUAACUGCAGAGUAUAAUGAUGUUUUUAAUGCUAAUAAUCAGCAACAAUCGUUACAACAAGACCAUAAUAACGUACCUUCAUAUCCACUUCCUUCAAUAAACGUGAUUCAAACCACUCCAGAGCUCAUACAUAACGGCUCACAGACGAUUUCAUCACCCGUAGAAAGGCCAUUUUUUAACGAUAACGAUUAUUACUAUAAUAACAGGAACUCUAGAACAUCUCCUAGUGUUGCUUCUAGUGAUGGUUAUAUAGAUCAGGAAGCUAGGCCCAUUUUAAAUCAACCUAGCGACAACAGGAACAGUGGUAAUAUGCCACAAUACCAUGAUCAAAACCUUGCAUAUAAUAAUGGUUACCAUGGUAUAGAGGUACAGGGUUACUAUCAUGAUCCAGAAGGCGGUUAUAUUGAUCAAAGAGGAGAUGAUUAUCAAAUUAACUCGUAUUUGGGUAGAAACGGUGAAAUGGUUGAUCCGUACGAUUAUGAAAAUAGUCUAAGUCAUAUGACUCCUAUGGAGCUUAAAGGGUAUCUGAAUGAUGAUAACAGACUUCCAAAUGAUGGAAAGGAAGAACUAGAUAGUAUGAGGAGCGGUUAUUCUCAUAGAGACUUGGGUGAAUAUGACAAUGAUGAUUUCUCAAGAGAUGAUGAGUAUGAUGAUCUAAACACCGUAGAUAAAUUGCAGUUUCAAGCUAAUGGUGUACCUGCAUCGUCUUCUGUAUCUUCAAUUGGAUCGAAAGAAUCCGAUGUGGUAACGAAUAAUAAUGACAACUUAACUGCGAAAAGAAGGCUAAAAAGAAGUGGUACUGAAAUUAGAAAAUUCAGACUAUGGAAUGGUAAUUUUGUCUUCGACUCUCCAAUCAGUAAAACGCUAUUAGACCAGUACGCCAAGACUACUGAAGGUUCCAGCGCUUUACCGAAUGAGUUUAAGUUUAUGAGAUAUCAAGCUGUGACUUGCGAACCUAAUCAACUUGCAGAAAAAAACUUCACCGUCAGACAAUUGAAAUACUUAACUCCGAGAGAAACCGAAUUGAUGCUAGUAGUCACGAUGUAUAAUGAAGAUCAUAUUUUGCUUGGAAGGACUUUGAAAGGUGUCAUGGACAACGUCAAAUAUAUGGUGAAAAAAAAAAAUUCAAGUACUUGGGGGCCGGACGCAUGGAAGAAAAUUGUUGUAUGCAUUAUUUCAGAUGGUCGAUCCAAAAUUAAUGAACGUUCUUUAGCAUUGCUAAGUUCAUUAGGUUGUUAUCAAGAUGGGUUUGCUAAAGAUGAAAUUAAUGAAAAAAAAGUUGCAAUGCAUGUCUACGAACAUACGACAAUGAUCAAUAUUACAGAUGUUUCGGAAUCUGGUGUGUCAUUGGAAUGCAAUCAUGGCACUGUUCCAAUACAGCUUUUAUUUUGUUUGAAAGAGCAAAAUCAGAAAAAAAUCAACUCACAUAGAUGGGCAUUUGAAGGCUUUGCAGAACUAUUACGUCCCAAUAUCGUCACUUUAUUAGACGCGGGUACCAUGCCAGGUAAGGAUUCUAUUUACGAACUAUGGAGAGAAUUCAGGAAUCCAAACGUUGGUGGCGCAUGUGGUGAAAUAAGAACUGAUUUAGGUAAGAGAUUUGUAAAGCUUUUGAACCCAUUAGUUGCAUCACAGAAUUUCGAAUAUAAAAUGUCCAAUAUAUUGGACAAAACUACCGAGUCUAACUUUGGAUUCAUUACCGUUUUGCCGGGAGCAUUCUCUGCCUAUAGGUUUGAAGCUGUUAGAGGUGAACCACUUCAGAAGUAUUUCUAUGGUGAAAUUAUGGAAAAUGAAGGUUUUCAUUUUUUCUCUUCCAAUAUGUAUCUUGCUGAGGAUCGAAUUUUAUGCUUUGAAGUUGUUACUAAGAAAAAUUGUAGUUGGAUUUUGAAAUACUGUAGAAGUUCGUAUGCUUCAACUGAUGUACCAGAAAGAGUCCCUGAGUUUAUUCUUCAAAGAAGACGUUGGUUGAAUGGUUCGUUUUUUGCCAGUGUUUACUCCUUUUGUCAUUUCUACAGAGUCUGGAGCAGUGGCCACAACAUUGGUAGAAAGCUUCUUUUGACAAUUGAGUUUGUUUACCUUUUCUUCAAUACAUUGAUAUCAUGGUUUUCCUUGAGUUCAUUCUUUUUGGUCUUUAGGAUUCUCACAGUUUCUAUCGCACUGGCAUAUCACUCAGCAUUUAAUGUGUUAUCAGUUAUAUUUCUGUGGCUUUAUGGGAUUUGUACCUUAUCAACAUUCAUAUUAUCACUGGGGAAUAAACCUAAAAGUACAGAAAAAUUUUAUGUUCUAACUUGUGUUGUUUUCGCGGUGAUGAUGAUUUACAUGAUAUUUUGCAGCGUAUUUAUGAGUGUCAAAUCUUUCCAGAAUAUUUUAAGAAACGAUACUAUUAGUUUUGAGGGUUUGAUCACGACGGAAGCCUUCAGGGAUAUUGUUAUAUCUUUGGGCUCUACCUACUGUCUCUACCUGAUUAGCUCAAUUAUCUAUUUACAACCAUGGCAUAUGUUGACAAGUUUUAUUCAAUACAUUUUGUUAAGUCCUUCUUAUAUCAAUGUUUUGAAUAUCUAUGCAUUUUGUAAUGUCCACGAUUUAUCAUGGGGUACAAAAGGUGCUAUGGCAGACCCAUUGGGAAAAAUUAGUACUACGGAAGACGGUACAUUCAAAAUGGAAGUUCUGGUUUCGAGCUCAGAGAUACAAGCAAACUACGAUAAAUAUACAAAAGUUUUGAACGAGUUCGAUUCAAAAUCAGAAUCACAGCCCAGUAAGCCAUCGUAUGAUGAAAAGAAAACUGGUUAUUAUGCAAACGUUAGAUCUCUUGUGAUUAUUUUCUGGGUUAUUACCAAUUUCAUUAUUGUUGCUGUUGUUUUAGAAACUGGUGGGAUUGCGGAUUACAUUGCUCUAAAAUCCAUAUCAACUGACGACACUUUAGAAACUGCAAAAAAUGCGGAAAUUCCCCUAAUGACAAGUAAGGCGUCAAUUUAUUUUAAUGUAAUAUUAUGGUUAGUUGCAUUAUCUGCAUUAAUAAGGUUCAUCGGUUGUUCAAUUUACAUGAUGGUAAGGUUUCUCAGGAAGGUUACGCGUCGUUAA